Molecule: messenger RNA, 753 nt
Organism: Dryobates pubescens (Downy woodpecker)
Lineage: Eukaryota; Metazoa; Chordata; Aves; Piciformes; Picidae
Gene: CIMAP1B
Product: outer dense fiber of sperm tails 3B
Exons: 6
Coding region: 1-753 (250 amino acids)
Cellular component (GO): cytoskeleton
Source: RefSeq, a predicted model, not a curated record
AUGGCAGAGCCCUGGGUGGGCACCUGGCGGCCUCACCGCCCCCGGGGGCCGAUCGCCGCCCUCUACAGCAGCCCCGGGCCCAAGUACGGGCUGCCCACCAACGUGGGCUACCGCCUCCACGACCCCUCCCGCAUCCGUGCCCCUGCCUACAGCUUCGGGAUCCGAGGGUGCCAGCAGACGCUGCCCCGCUCCCCAGGCCCUGCCUACAUGCUGCCCCCUGGCACCACUGUCAAGGGCCCCCCUGGCACCCCUGCCUUCUCCAUCAGCAGCCGCCCCCGGGACCUGCUGCCCCCCCAGACCCCCGGACCUGGGUGUUACUGUCCGGAGAGGGCAGACAGGAUGGCGUUUCCCACCGCACCUGCCUAUGCCCUGCGCUCCCGCACCAAGAUGGGCAGCUGCCAGCAGACACCAGGCCCCGCUGCCUACAUGCUGCCCACCAUGCUGGGUGCCCAUGUGGUGAAUAAGAGCUCAGCACCCAACUACUCCAUCCCUGGGCGCAGCAAAAUUGGUGCCUUCCACCAGGACCUGAGCAAGACGCCAGGCCCCUGCGGCUACAACACGGUAGCCACCGACGUGUACAAGCAGCGGGCACCGCAGUUCAGCAUGAUGGCACGAAACACCCUCCCUGGGGACAACACUGCCAAGCCUGGGCCUGGCACCUACAACCCUGAGCAGGGCCGGCGGCAGGGGGUGACCUUCGGCAUCCGGCACUCGCAGUACCUGGCACCCCUCAUCGUGGAUGUGCCAGACUGA